Lactuca sativa (garden lettuce) is the source of this 675-nucleotide messenger RNA. RefSeq lists its product as uncharacterized. The record is from RefSeq and is a predicted model, not a curated record. NCBI's taxonomy places the organism in Eukaryota, Viridiplantae, Streptophyta, Magnoliopsida, Asterales, Asteraceae.
AUGAAUCCUUUUGAUCCGGCCCAUCCGUUCACCGAUGAUAACGAUGAAGAUGAUAUCUUCGUGAAUAUGAUGUACCAGUAUUAUACGGGCAUGCUACUACAGCCAGAUCCAGCUCCACUACUCACGCAAUGUGCAACGUUAAACAUAGAUCGCGAGGAAGAGCAUAGACGUCUAGUUAACGAUUAUUUUGCGGAUAAUUGUGUCUACCAGUCAAGCGAUUUCAAAAAAGGUAUGAAUUUUUUCCAAAUGAGAUAUGAUGCUAGAGGUAAACGAGGAUUUACAGGGUUGCAGAAAUGUGUUGCUGCAAUUAAGCUUAUGGCUAUGGGGGAGUCGCCUAAUUUUGUUGACGAUUAUAUGAGAAUGUCUGAGAGAACCGCACAAGAAGGUUUGUAUAGAUUGGCAAGAGGUGUUGUUGAAACCUUCGGUAACAAAUAUUUGCGCAAACCUUCGUUGCAUGAUAUGCAACAGCUAUAUGCAGUGCAUGAAGAAAUACAUGGUUUUUCGGGUUCCAACAACGAUGUCAACGUUCUCGAUCAUUUCCCAAACUUCGAGGAUCUUUUGUUAGGAAAGACACCAGAUGCUCCUUUCACAGUGAAUGCAAAUGAAUAUAAGUUUGGGUAUUACCUUACAGAUGGAAUAUAUCCACCAUAUUCCACAUUUAUGAAGGCAUUUUGA